AUGUUUGUGCAGCAACAGUCUUAAUUAGCAUUCGCAAAGUACGGAAAUGUAAAGAAGAGCCCUAUGAUAGCUCCAGAGAAGAAGAAGUUCGAUUCCGGUGAUUAUUUCAUGGAGUAUGAAAAGCUUCGCUAAGCAGCAGGUUUAUCAUCAAAGGACUAGCAAACCACUGGCAGUAUAGAACAGGAUUAAUAGCAAUGA
Stylonychia lemnae is the source of this 198-nucleotide messenger RNA. The record is from the annotation of a GenBank genome assembly. NCBI's taxonomy places the organism in Eukaryota, Ciliophora, Spirotrichea, Sporadotrichida, Oxytrichidae.